Messenger RNA from Echinops telfairi (small Madagascar hedgehog), 359 nucleotides. RefSeq names its product regenerating family member 4 (gene REG4). The coding region runs from base 1 to 315 and encodes 104 amino acids. Gene Ontology annotation, molecular function: signaling receptor activity; mannan binding. Lineage: Eukaryota; Metazoa; Chordata; Mammalia; Afrosoricida; Tenrecidae. The record is from RefSeq and is a predicted model, not a curated record. The transcript is spliced from 4 exons.
AUGGCGUCCAAAGACAUCAUCAUGAGGCCCAGUUGUGCUACUGGAUGGUUUUACCACGGGUCCCAUUGCUAUGGAUACUUCCGGAAACUGCGCAGUUGGUCGGCUGCUGAGUUUGAGUGUCAGUCGCACGGAAAUGGAGCGCACCUGGCGUCUAUCCUGAAUGUGAAGGAAGCCGAAGCCAUAGCAGAGUACAUAAGUGGCUAUCAAAGAAGCCAGCCAGUGUGGAUUGGCCUGCAUGACCCGCAGAAGUUCUUAACCUGGAGCAGCAAUUCAUGCAACAAGCCACAGCACUUCCUGUGCAAGUACAGACCAUAGAGCAAGUCGCCAGAUCCGGCCGACCCUUGCCUCUUCCUUCUCUG